This is a messenger RNA of Tetrahymena thermophila SB210, 480 nucleotides long. RefSeq names its product oxalate/formate antiporter protein. The transcript is spliced from 6 exons. The record is from RefSeq and is a predicted model, not a curated record. Lineage: Eukaryota; Ciliophora; Oligohymenophorea; Hymenostomatida; Tetrahymenidae.
AUGAUAUAAUAGAUUAAAUAAUAUGAUAAUUUGGAAGAAUUUAAAAGCUCUUCACUUUUAUCUCAUUAGGUUCUCCAUAUUAAUUUGAGAAAUUAUUAAAUUGGUGCAUUUGGUGCAUCAGGCUUAUGUUCUGCUUUAGCAAAUUGCAUUAAUAUCUCAAAUUUGACACUUGACCUUAGUGGAAAAUAAAUUGGUGCAAUUGGUGCAUCAGGCUUAGGUUCUGCUUUAGCAAAUUGCAUUAAUCUCUCAAAUUUGACACUUUAACUUUAGUUUAAUUAAAUUGGUGAUGAAGGUGCAUCAGGCUUAGGUUCUGCUUUAGCAAAUUGCAUUAAUCUCUCAAAUUUGACACUUUUCCUUAAUUAGAAUUAAAUUGGUGCAAUUGGUGCAUCAGGCUUAGGUUCUGCUUUAGAAAAUUGCAUUAAUCUCUCAAUUUUGACACUUGACCUUAGGUAAAAACAAUUUAUUUGUUUUGAAUUGUGA